UGUUUGUAUCAUUUUUUUCCCAAACUUUUAAUGCUUACAGCUAUCAAAAAAAGAGAGAAAAGAGGAAAGAAACACAGACAACAAAGUGGAAGAGAGAGAAAUGUUUGAAGCAGAGCAAUUCCACCAAUUCAUAGCAUCUCCAAGAAGUUCAUCAUCACUACCUGUCCCUCCUCCUCCUCUUCACCAUAGCAAUGCUUUCACUUCUCCAUUUCUUCACUACCCACAACAUCAACAAUCCCCAACCCAAAAGAUCAUUGAAGAAAACAACAAUUGUGUAGUUGUGGAUUACUUGGAGAGUAGUACUACUGGUAGUAUCCAAAGAGAUAGAUUGGCACCUGAUCAGUUGGUUGAUUCAUGGUCUAAUGAUGAACUUCUUUCACUAUUCAGGAUUAGAUCUAGCUUGGAAAAUUGGUCCCCUGAAUUCACUUGGGAACUUGUGUCAAGGAAGCUUGCAGAGCUUGGGUUCAAAAGAAGUGCUGCCAAGUGCAAGGAGAAAUUUGAAGAAGAAAGCAGCAGGUACUUGAACAACUUUAGUUACAACAAGAGUACUACUUCUUACAUGGUUUUUAGUGAACUCCAAGAGCUUUAUAAGCCAAAUCCAGAAGAACAAGAAGGAGGAGAAGAAGAAGAUUCAAGAACUAACGAUGAAUUAUCAGCAGAUCAUCCAAUAAUUAACAGUAAUGAACAAGAGGAAGCAGUGAUGUUUGUUGAAAAGUCAAAUAAUAAGAAGAGAAAAAGACAGAAGAAGAAGAAGAAGAAGAAUGAGGAGAAGUUUGAGAUGUUCAAGUCAUUAUGUGAAGAUGUUGUGAACAAGUUGAUGACUCAACAAGAGGAGCUGCAAAACAAGAUAAUUGAAGAUAUGGUCAAAAGAGAUGAAGAGAAAGUUGCAAGGGAAGAAGCAUUGAAGAAGCAAGAGAUGGAUAGGAUUCAAAAGGAGCUUGAAUUUAGGGCACAAGAACAAGUUAUUGCAAGUGAUAGACAAGCUUCACUAAUCAACUACUUGAAAAUAUUCACAUCAACAACUACUCCUUGUGAUCUUGUUAAUUAUAAGGUACAAAACCCUAACCCUACUAUAAUUACCAAAGAGAACCCAAUUCCUCCCACUUCAUUAGAGGAUGAUUUAGCACCUCCUCAAAACCCUAAUUCAGCAUCAACAAGCAAGAAAUCUAGAUUAAGUAGUGAUGAUUAUAAAGAAGAUAUUGGGAAGAGAUGGCCAAGAGAGGAGGUGUUAGCUUUGAUAAACUUGAGAUGCAAUCUUUGUGAUACUAAUCGUCAUCAUCAUCAAGACAAUAUUAAGGAAGGAGGAGGAGGAGGAGGAGGCGGAGGAGGAGGAGGAUUAUUGAAGGCUCCAUUGUGGGAGAGAAUCUCACAAGGGAUGUUGGAUUUGGGAUACAAGAGGAGUGCUAAGAGGUGCAAAGAGAAAUGGGAGAAUAUUAAUAAGUAUUUUAGGAAAACUAAGGAUGUUAACAGGAAGAGGUCACUUGACUCUAGGACUUGUCAUUAUUUUCAACAAUUAAGCACCUUGUAUACACAGGGGAAACUUGUACCACCACCCUCCGCUUUGCCGGAAAACCCACAGGUCGAUUCGUCUCAAAACGGGUCGGAUAAUUCGACAAUGGAUGGUGUUGUGGAAGGUGAGAAAAAUAUGGUUCAAGUCGUACCUCCAGUUGCUGCUGCUGCUGCUUCUUCUUUUGAAUUUGCAUUCUAGUUUUGUACUUGAAUUUAAUUUCUGUGUUUUUUAAUUUAUUAUUGAUCUGGACAUUAUUAAAUUAUAAUAUUAGCAAAUAUUUCUAUGA
Molecule: messenger RNA, 1796 nt
Organism: Tripterygium wilfordii
Lineage: Eukaryota; Viridiplantae; Streptophyta; Magnoliopsida; Celastrales; Celastraceae
Product: trihelix transcription factor GTL2-like
Exons: 2
Coding region: 101-1708 (535 amino acids)
Source: RefSeq, a predicted model, not a curated record